Messenger RNA from Amoebophrya sp. A25, 2280 nucleotides. Lineage: Eukaryota; Dinophyceae; Syndiniales; Amoebophryaceae. The record is from the annotation of a GenBank genome assembly.
CAAGGAGCAGAUCGACGAGGAGCCAAGCAGCUGCCCGACGAAGGGUCGUGUGCCUGGAAGAAAAACACGAUCGAAAAUGAAGAUAGAUUUGGAGAAUAAUAUAUCUUUGCCUGCUUCCAGGAUUCCAGGUGUUCAUGGUAAGACUGCGGGCCGUGCAGCAAGCCGUGUUAAUAAAGAAGAUGAAAUAAAUAUUGGGCAAGCGCAGACGAGAAAUAUCCAGAGUGACGACAAUAGGCUUUUCGUUUCUGCCAGUUCGGAUCCUAAGUCGCGACUUAAAGACGAGGGGUUGGUAUCCCAACUUGUGGCUCGCUCUCUGCCGCUUCGUCGCGUGGAUAUGGUCGUGGUGCGACGACGAGUCAUGGACAGCGCAAUGGCUGAGGGAGAAGAGGCCCAGCGCGCUAUGCGGGAAGAAGCAAAUGCUAAGAAGCGUGGUGGUGGAGCGAAUGCGAGCUCUGAUGGGAAACAGAAUGUGGAAAGUACAGAGGAACAGUCUCGUGAUCCGGAGACCUUGAGACGGAAAGCAGCUAAAAGGGACCUGGAAUUGUACAACCGCUUCCAGAACCUACCGGAACAGAGUCAUUCGAACGUUAGAAUCGAGCUGAGGCAUAACAAAGCGUUUCUCAGUGUUUGCGCCUCUGGAUCUACUGCGAUCAGGUGCUACAAAAGCAGCUUGUCCGUUGCAGUAGAAGCAAAGAAAAACCCAAGAACGGCUGCGAAUGAAAUCGAUAGCCAUGAAAACUCAUCCAUAUCACCGUCCGCGACUUCUGGAAUUCUAUCUCCGCCUGUUGCAGCUGCUUGCUUUCUGAAAGUUCGCAGCAGCCUGACUCGACCGUACUCGACGGCGCUACCCUCGUUACCUCGAACCUGUACUAGGGAAGCGUUGCCCCUAACCGUUUUCUGGGACCCUUUUUGUGGGGAUGGCACAUUGAUUCUUGAGGCAUUGGGCCUCCUGCAAGCCGUACCACCUGGAAAUCCAAACCUAAAUUACCCUAUGCUACAUUUUCCGUGUCACGAUGCGGAGAGAUACGAAGAUUUCCAAGCAGAUCUGUGUGAACAGAUAACCCAGCAGAUUGAGAAGAACGCCGCAAUUGACGCUUCGGCCAGUCUUUUUGGUGGCCGUGAAAUUGCUCUAAUCGGGACGAGGGCAAAGGGGGCUCGCUCUGCAACAUCCGGUGCGACUUCGACAUCGCCUGUGGAAACUGCAUUGCAGAAUUUUGACACGUAUCUGCGGCGGCUCCCUAGGGCCGCAGAGGAAGAAGACGAGGGUACGAAUCCCUUUCUUGGCGCGACUUAUUUGGGAAGCACGAAGCGCCUCAUGCAAAAGAGCGGCCUCGCAAAUCUCCUGGAAGCAAGAAAAGAACAGGAAAUAAAGACAGAAAAUGAAAAAGAGGUGGACCUCCACAGCAAAUAUUUGGACGAUCUGAAGCUGGAUCCUUCCGACUAUAUGAUUGAUUCUGACACCCGAGGGGGUACACGACAUAUUUCUGCUGGUGUUAUUUCAGAGCUUCGAGAGGCUGUGCGUCCAGUGCACAGCGUUUGCUUUCGGAAAAAUGAAUUUUCCGUAGAGGGAGCAGAACGCAUUUAUCGAGACUUUGAUAUGAUGUUGCGACCUUCGCGUUCUCAUCAUGCUGCAUCCGCACCAGCACCAGAACGACCGGCACCUCGCCGAGGAGAUGUUAAUAUCGUGCUUUUCACGAAUCUUCCCUAUGGUCCUGGCAUUGCUGAUUGGGAAGUACGAAAAGCGCACACUGCACUGUCACAGAUCCUCAAGAGGUGUCCUUUCGUGACGGACGCUUUCUGUGUCACCGGUCGGAAAGACCUUCAGAAGGACCACAGCUGGCGUGUGCAGAUGCGCAGUCAGAAUGGCAAUGGCGUGCCUAUAGAACUACUAAGGUGGCAGCGCGAUCAAAUGCAAUUGCAUAAUUAAUUCUUCUGUUGGUCUUGGUGAUGGUGGGGGGGGGCAAGGUCACAGAAGAUUCUGAUGAUUGUGCUUCUAUUUCUAUCUCCAAACUUGUUGAACAAGUUUUGAUUGCCUUUUUAGGACACCUCGCUGCUAAAUGUACGAACAUGAACACAAAUCAUGAGGACAAGACAUAAUAGUGAACUAGCAAUAGGACAGAGGACGACUUCAAGCGCUCGCUUUUCUUCAUCAUGUGUUGGCACAGCGAAAGCGUAGCUUACUGUACUUAAAAAAAUCGAGACCCUAGCCAUUUUGGCUUUCUCCCAUACCCCUUAUCACCUAUUGUGACUGAGUGCGUGCUAUUAAGUACGUUGGUGAAC